AUGUGGAAUAACGCUGGAAAUAACUUGAUCGUUCCUGGAGAAUUAACUGUUAAUCCGGUGGCCAACGCAAACCCGUUGUUUACGGUUGUUCCAGGAGCAGGAGGAGUUGGAAAAAUCGCUUCUCCUGUAUUUCAGCGAUUCCGAGGUAGUUAAGGUGUCUUUGGUAUCUUUUUUUUCAAAGCCACUUGCCAUUGACAGGUUAAAAUCUACGACACAGUACACAUCACGGCCUUAAUCAGUCGAGGUAAUCUACUUCCUGCGCGGAAGUAAAAGAAUAAUCGCGGCGAACAUCUAUGCACCACUGAAGACGUAGUUGAUCUACAAUACCGCUCUGCUCAAUAACCAACCUGUUGUAUGUAAUAUAUUUCUACUGAGGAAAUGAAAUUCAAGAUUGGACUAUGUGGGCCAAAAAUGCAUCAAUUGUAAACGUUUUUCCCUUUUAAUAAAAUUACGACUUAGAAAAAAAACAGUUUGCAGACAAAUCUGAUCUAUAGGCUAAAAUAACCGGGAAAUAAAUUGGCAGCGCAAAUUUGGCUCGGGGUUGUAAAAAGUUUAGUGUUUAGUGUUAUAACCAAGACUUACAGUAAUCAUUUUUUUUCCUGCUUUUCAGCUUAAAAUCGAGAUCACGUCGCUUUCAGAGAAAAAGUAGUCUCAAUCUAAAAAAAACACUUCACUACAUUUUGAUGUUUUUAAAAAACGCCGUUGGGUCAGUUGAUAAAUUGUAAAUGUUUUCUAUAAUUCCAAACAGACUUGAUGGUUGAUUACCAAGCUGCACAGCCUGCUCCCACUCAGCAACAUAUAAAUGACUUCUUAACUGCAGUAACCCAACCAGGUGGACCUAUGCAGGCGGCACUCAAUUAUUUAUUAACUCAGCCGGGAUCAUUACCUGCAGGCGUGGUAUGUGUAGACCAGUUCUUGUAAUGAAGAAAUAUGUUAUUUAUGUGUCCUGAAAAUGUUAGUCCUUCAAGAAGAGUUGAACUUUAGAAUAUCUGAUCUUACCGUAGGACGCCCUUCCAACAGAGAAUUCGUUUAUGAACCAAUGGGGUAGGGGACCAAGAGGGGUGGGGUGGGUGGAGACAUUAAGGUGGAGAUCACAUGGUAUUCAGGGAACGGACGGGAUAUCAGUUUUCGCCAACAGAGUAUAAAAGAGGGACGUCAGAAAAUUGAUCGCCAAUUAACCGCCAAGGGGAAGGGGGGGGGGGAAAUCAUAAGAAUAAUAGAGAGCCUUGGGGUGGGGGGGGGGGGAGACAGGGUGAGUGUUAUCAUGAAACAACCAAAUUCCCCCACCCCACCCCCACCCGGGGGCUAAAUAAUGACCGUUUCCUAAAUAAGGUAACUAAACGUGAGGGCUCAUGAGAAGUUGGUGACGAUGACUUGACAUCAUUUUGCAGGGUCACCGUCACUUGCAUUCAAAAGUGUUAGGAACAAUUGAUCAAAUCAACUUUUUUGUUGAGGGUUAGUCCUUUGUUCGCUCCUCUAACUUCAUAGAUUACAUUACAUCCAUAUUCGCUUAACAUGUCCCCUGUUCAAUUGCUGUUCGUUGACCCCCUUUAUCGUUAUGAACUUCACUUUUAGGCAAACUUGCAACAGUUUAGACCUAUUUUGGAAGCAUUAUGGUUCCAAAACAGCAAUGGAUUUAAACAUGUUUUUGUUGGUAAGUACGGAAAAUAAAAAAAUUAAUAAUUUAAAAGAAAGUCUCUCACGGUUUAUUUACUUUGUCUAAAUCUGAAUUACGAAAUCUAAUUCUCUCAAGCCCAUCCUCUGCCGAGCACUUGGAGGAUCGACUGUGCGCGACUUGCCGCUAUUCUACUUAUUGUAAAUGUUCUUCAUAAUAUCAACCACAACGCCUAUCGAGUAUUUUGUGCAGAUUUCACUCUCUUUCAUCACUUUAGAUAUUACAAUUUUACGUGAAUAUGAAAGAGAUCUUCGCAGUAAUGAACGUGAAUAUGUGAAAAUAAGAUCUAAAAAAAAUCAGGCCUGAACAGGAUUUGAAAUGAACAGGGCCGCUAAGUUUAGAAAACUGUAAGAGGUUAUCCGUACAGGCCGUCUUAUUUUCCUCUUUAAAUGCGAAAAUGUCUUUAUGUAUUCAAAUUCAUUCAUAUAUUCAUUCGUUAAUUACAACACGUGAGUUUAUUCUUAUUUCCGUUUCUCUUGUAUAUAUGUAUUAAAAUUUAUUUUUGAGGGCAGUAAGUUAGAAAACUGUAAGAGGUUAUUGCGUCUUCCUCUUUAAAUAAAGUUAUGUAUUCAUUCAUUCAUUCAUUCAUGUACAGAUUCUCCGCCAUGAAAUACCUUGGUAAUAGGGUCUUUUCAAACAGUCCCUGAUCGAACUGAGUUACCCGGCAUGCUAGUGCAUUCUUCAGUAGGUGAAUGCAAAAAAAUAUUCCUGCAGUCAUCACCACCAGAUUCUGUGUUCACGUUUCUGUUUAACAGGCAAUCACAGAAACGUCAACGAUUUCAAUGGAUUUCACAACUGGUACCAGUUCUAUCUUGAACAAGGGAGAAACCCAACUCAGACAACAAAUAUCGCUUUCAACCCGCAACCCGCACAUCUGCCGCCCUUCGUGGGGAAUAGACUGGUUAGUUAUUUCAUUCAGAGUGGAAAUAUCUACUGAAAAAGCUGUGAAGCCAUAACCUCCAUCAAACCUUAAAUUUAAUUUCGAUUCGUACUCUAUCUGUGUUCAUUCAUUCCUUCAUUCAUUCACAUCAGCGUUAAAGGAAGGCGGUGUGGAUACAAGCGUACAGGGUAAAAUUGUCAAUCACACUAUUCUGCUUGAAUGUUCGUGUCAUGUUACUCUAAUCCUUCUCGAUGAAAGAGAUGUUUUUACAAGUGUGCGUGCUAAACGACGAGAAAAAGGCAUUAAGAGAAAAGUGCUUCGAAAUAAUCCGGGCCGAGCAGGCUUUCAGCUAAGCCCGGUUAUAAAUCCUAAGCUCAGCGCUGGCUAAACAAGAUGCCGUAAUGUAAUCUUAGCCUAAAGCACGUGAUAUCGUACGUGUUAUGCAAUUGAAAGUCCGUUAUUCCAUAUUAUUUAUAGAACUGGCGUUGGGCUGCAAACCUCCGUUAGGUUUGCAAUGUUGUUAUUCUAAUUGAAACCAUGAACAUUUUUGUGCCCUUGACAGCCGAUUGCGGAAUUUUAAAUAUAAAGAGGUGAACACUUAGUUUCUCAUUUAGAAUCUUAUUUACAGCCAUUUUUUCUGCGAGGACUAACAUUCACAUGGAGAGGGGCAAACAAAAUACCACCGGGCACCAGCAGCUGCAUGUUCGUUGGAACCAGCCCAGCAUUUGAUUUGGCCAUGUUUACCGCUUGUGUAUUGAGGGGACGUGCACCCGGAGGAGGAGUAAUAGGAGGAAACGGCAAUAGAGAAACACAAUGUGAAUGCAACAUCCACGUACCGGCCGCAGGGUUACCGCAGAGCCUGGUACGAUUUAAGACCGUCGAGAACCCACAUAAUGGAAGGGUUGUCACAGCAUUUCCAAGAAAUGUUCUAUAGAUGAAAGGUUACCGUCUUGUAUUACAGCACAGGAUUUAUCUGGAACAUUAAAACUUUAAUUCAG
Molecule: messenger RNA, 3553 nt
Organism: Pocillopora meandrina
Lineage: Eukaryota; Metazoa; Cnidaria; Anthozoa; Scleractinia; Pocilloporidae
Source: the annotation of a GenBank genome assembly